AAUAGAUUAUAUGGGAGAUAUAUUAUCCAGUAAUGAAGAUAUAGACUGGGUUGGAAUACUGGACGAGAAUACAGAACUCAAUCUUCGUGUUCUGGGAGAAUAUGUUAAGAUGAAACAAGGAGAGUUGAGCCCGAAGACGACCUCUCUGUUUAUGGGUCAUGAACUCACGGAUGAGGAAUCUACCAUCAUUCACCAUUUCAGUUCAAGUGAGCUCAGGUACCCGGAUACGCAGGCUGGAAUAUUUCUGUCUCGGAAACUUGUUCUUGACUUACAGGAGAAGUAUACUGGAGAUCCUAGCCUGGAUUUCCACAUUGACCCAGCAUACGAACUGACCGAUUUCAUCAAGGCACAGUUGGGAAUAGAAUUAACCAACGUGAAGGAGCUCUGUCUCAGGGAACCUAAGAAAGCAGGAGAUAAAUGUAUAACGUACCCCCGGCACCCCUACUCCUGUAUAAAACGCGGGGAUGGAGGUGAACAACUGAAAAUGCUUGAGUCUGUUUAUACAAUAGUUUCAACUUGUCAACAGUAUCAUAAUACUAGGGUUGAGAUAGUAAAGAAAACGUGGGCCGACCUUAUUCCUAAUCUUCAUUUUAUCAGGUUAACAGAUAAAGUUUAACUGAACCUAAAGAUGGUUUGUCAGAUUUACAAGGGUACCCUUUAGACUUUUAUUUGAACAAAGAUGAAGCUAUCCUCGUCUUUCUAUUAUUAAGAGUAUUUAAUUUUGAAUAUUUCGCUAUUUUUCUCUGUUGAACAAUUCGGCAAGCCACUUUAAAAGGGAACCAAUUUGAAAAUGAUAAAUUUUAAUUUAGACAACGGUUCAAAGGCCACCGUUGUGAAUGAAAAAAUGGAGGGUCAGUUGAAAUUACGUCUCCAUGCACUCUUCAUUGGAAUAUCUUUAUAUUGUAGAUUUUUUUCCUAAUUUUGUUGUGAAAUUUUUAUAUUUGUUUAGCUUAACCUCAGGACGGAGUUGAAUUGUUAAAUAUGCCAAACAAACUUUUUUUUGGAAUGAAUAAAUAAAGGAUUUUUCGGGAUGAA
Molecule: messenger RNA, 1035 nt
Organism: Eurytemora carolleeae
Lineage: Eukaryota; Metazoa; Arthropoda; Copepoda; Calanoida; Temoridae
Product: beta-1,3-glucosyltransferase
Exons: 7
Coding region: 11-616 (201 amino acids)
Cellular component (GO): membrane
Molecular function (GO): glycosyltransferase activity
Source: RefSeq, a predicted model, not a curated record